GUGUGCAUGCGCCAUAGAAAACGCCUCGUGGGGGGCUGGCUUGGCUGUUUGUUAGUGGAGUGGAGGCUUGUGUGACCGCAGGGCCGCAGCCGCGGUGUCAACUGGACUGGCUGUCCGCCUACUGAGGUCUGAUUUCGGGGAACAACGCUCCGCAAUGGACCGAUUUGCCACAGUGGAGCAUUACAAGGCAGCCAUGGUGCUGAGUGGUGCCGGUGAUGCUCUGGGCUACAGGAACCAGCUCUGGGAGUACAAUGAGUCUGGGCCAGCUAUUCACCAGGAGCUGCAGGAGCUCGGCGGUUUGAAGAACAUCAAGGUUGAGCUUCCCGAUUGGCCGGUGAGCGAUGACACAGUUCUGCAUCUGGCGACGGCUGAAGGACUGGCAACAGGGAAAACAGGGGAGGAGCUUCUGCACGAGGUGGCUGCUCGCUACGUGGAGGCCAUGAAAGACAUGGACGGGAGGAAACCAGGGCCUUCAAGCAUUCUGGGUGUUUCCCAGCUGAAGCCUGGGGAAGAAGAGGGCUACAGAGUGCCAUAUAACCCCGACGGUACAGGCUGUGGAGCCGCAAUGAGGUCCAUGUGCAUCGGCCUCAAGUACCCGAAGCCCGACCAGCUGCUGUCGCUCGUGGCUGUAGCCGUGGAGACAGGCAGGAUGACCCACCCUCACCCCACGGGCUUCCUGGGCGCCGUGGCGUCGGCCCUGUUCGCCUCGUACGCCGUGCAGCGCAGGCCGACGACCACCUGGGGCCUGGGCCUGAUCAACGAGGCCUGCCCCAUAGCCAGGACCAUCGUUAAGGGUCGGGGCUUCGCCGUGGAGGAGACGGAGCGCGACUGGGGCUACUUCGCCGACAAGUGGCAGUGGUACCUGGAUCAGAGGGGCCUCUCUAACGGGGUGGGGCCUUUGUUCUGGCCCCCCGCCUACGGCCCAGCUGAGCGGGACGAGGCCUACAAGAGCUUCAGUCUGUCCGGCUGGGCGGGACGCAGCGGCCACGACGCUCCGAUGAUAGCGCUGGACGCCCUGCUGGCCGCCGGCUCGGACUGGGAGGAGCUGAUGAACAGAGCCGCUUUCCACGGAGGCGACAGUGACAGCACAGCCGUGAUCGCCGCCUGUUGUUGGGGUCUUCUUUACGGCACCAAGGGCGUCCCUGAAGGCAACUACUGCAACCUGGAGUACCGGGACCGACUGGAGCGCUGCGCGGAGCAGCUCUACGCCCUGUCCCACUGAGACGGCACCGAGCGUGUCGUUAAACUCACAGACAUCAUAUAAGA
This is a messenger RNA of Fundulus heteroclitus (mummichog), 1266 nucleotides long. Its product is annotated as ADP-ribosylarginine hydrolase. Lineage: Eukaryota; Metazoa; Chordata; Actinopteri; Cyprinodontiformes; Fundulidae. Gene Ontology annotation, molecular function: magnesium ion binding; ADP-ribosylarginine-[protein] hydrolase activity. The transcript has 8 exons. Gene Ontology annotation, biological process: protein de-ADP-ribosylation. Bases 155 to 1222 code for a protein of 355 amino acids. The record is from RefSeq and is a predicted model, not a curated record.